AUGCCAUGCCAUGCCUGCAGUUCGCUCAAGGAGGUCAGGACAAAGUUCCACAGACCUGCUGCAACGGCCUACACAACCUCGCCGAUAGCGCAACGACGGUCGACGACAAGACCGCCGCCUGCAAGUGCUUGGCUACUGCUUUUCAGAAGUUCCCAACCAUCAAAGACGAGGAUUUGCAGAAAAUUCCUGGGCUGUGCAAUGUUACUGUCCCCUUUCCUCUCUCUAAGAAUCUCAAAUGUGACAAGUAAGUGGAAUCCGCUAUGA
This is a messenger RNA of Linum tenue, 264 nucleotides long. NCBI's taxonomy places the organism in Eukaryota, Viridiplantae, Streptophyta, Magnoliopsida, Malpighiales, Linaceae. The record is from the annotation of a GenBank genome assembly.